ACUGACUGAACAGCUCGCAGUUGCUGUCAAUACGCUCUGUGCUGGUAUGUCGGCUGAAAGGGCCAGUAACAUCGUUAUAUUUUCGAGUGUUUACAUUGGAAAGGGUGAAAAUUGUGCGUCGAGUCGGCCUAUGUUUAGUUCAGAUGGAUUUGGUAGCAGAAGUCGACAGAAAAAAGGAUUCGUCGAGUCCGCCAUGUUUUGAUCAAGCAAAGAAGUCGACAUAGAAAUCGUAUAUUUUAUUUCAGGGCAAAUCGUUUAUCCGCAUUGUUUACUUGCUAAAUAUAUGCAUUGUAAGUUCUAAUAAUAUAAACCGAACAAAAUAAGUUUGUUUUGGAACAUUGAUUUGUUUUGUAAUGCAUCAUUGCGUCUUCAGCUAAGCGUGAAAUUUGCUUUUGUUCAUGAAUAAAUGUUGCGCAAUCAUGACGUCACGGUCUCGUGUCAUGAAUCUCAGUGCGCAUGCGCGAAACGCAGGAGCGCGUCUUGUUUACCGCUCUGGCUGUUACUUUUCGAUUCGACUGGGUGAUGGCUUCAGAUAAUAAUAGAAAAUGGCAGUAUUCAAGGGAAGAUUUAGACCAAACUCCCAGUCGAAAAGAUGGUAUAGAUGCAGAUAAAGAGCUUGGUUAUCGUCAACAAGCGGCAAAUUUAAUACAAGACAUGGGACAACGACUUUCAGUUAAUCAACUUACCAUCAACACUGCGAUUGUAUAUAUGCACAGAUUUUAUGUUUACCACUCCUUUACUGUAUUUUCACGUUACGCUAUCGCCCCAACUGCGCUUUUUUUGGCUGCUAAAGUGGAAGAACAACCCAAAAAGUUGGAGCAUGUUCUUAAGGUUGUGUGAUUGUAUAAGUAUGCAAAUAUUAUUGGGUGUCCCAAAAUUACCGGUACCAAAAAAGAAACGUUGUUCGCCUAAUGAUUUGUUAUGUCUGCCUCCACCCUGAUAAACCACACCUCGACACCCACAGCGACAGCUAUCUCAAGCAGGCACAGGAGCUUGUUCAAAAUGAGCUUGUGCUUCUUCAAACUUUAGGUUUCGAUAUUUCGGUAGAUCACCCUCACACACAUGUUGUGAAAUGUACUCAACUUGUGAAAGCAAGCCGUGAUUUGUCACAGAUGGCUUACUUCAUGGCAACCAACAGUUUGCAUCUUACCACCUUCUGUUUGCUCUACAAACCAACUGUAGUGGCAGCCAUGUGCAUACACCUCUCUUGCAAAUGGUCCAAAUACGAAAUCCCGUUAUCCAAUGAUGGUAAAGCGUAUUGGACUUACAUGGAUCCAAUUAUAACCGAACCUUUACUCGAUACAAUCAUUGAAGAAUUUUUAAAGAUUCUGAACCGUUGCCCAACGAGACUGCGCAAGUUAAAAAAUUACAAGCCUUCAUUAACGGCAUCAAGCUCAAACAAAGAAACUUACGAGUUCUCUGAAAAAGAUGUGAAACACCAUCCAUCAUCUAACACACCAGUAUCUGCAGCAGGUGAAAAACCAGAGAACAAUCAUCCACCACCUAAACUAAAAGAGAAGAAGCCAGCAAUGUCACUCCAGGAAUACAAACGAACUCACCCAAACACACGAGUCCCCACCAAACCAGCUCCACCUACUCAACCAGUCCACUCAUCAUCUGGUCACACAAAGCCAGUGGAGAGUCGUAACAAUCAAAACCCAAUGGACCCCAGUCGUUCCACCCUACCUCAAUCCCGACCUCACCCACACCAACAACCUCACCCUUCAAGUCGUGCCCCACCCCAGAAACCAGACUUGAAUCGAAGCCACAACAGACCUACAGCACACCCAGAAGCUCACCGUAACAUGAUGAAGCCACAACAGCCGCCAAAUGAGAAAAAACCUGACCAGAGUAAAGGCUGGCAUCAAGCUCCACAUUCCCAACAGCCUAAACAACCAAAACCGGAACCAUCUAGCACACCUGAUGACCUGGCUGCUGUAAAUAAGGACCUGGAAGGCCGGAUUCGCACGGAAAAGCUCAAGCAAAGAGCCGCACCAGAAUCCCACCACAAUAGAUCUGCCACACAUUCUGGGGUAACAAGUUCCGGUAGGCAUUUGCCCAAAGAUGCACAAGAAGCCCGGCGGCACCACAGUGAGAAGACGCAUGCUGCACACAGCCAUUCACAAAAGGAGUCGAAAGCUCUUGAUUACAAGGCGAUGUGUGAACUAUACAAGCGCAACCCUGAGAAGCUGCACCACUACCUCAAACAAAAAGCUGCAGCCGUUGCUCUCUCAACCGAAGAGAAAAAUCUGCUGGGCAAACUGCGAGCAAAAGAAGAGGAACGGCGGAAACGAAAGCAGGCAGAAGCUGCACUUAAACAUCAACAGCAGAAGAGCACACGUCCUCCACCUCCCCCGCCUCCAGCAGCAGCCACAGCAGCAUCAUCAGAAGCUUCCGUUGCUCCUCUAAGGAUCAAACUUUCAUCUUCGGAUGGCCAGUUAAACACAUCUGUUGCGAAGAUUGUGGGUUCAAGCUCUGGUUCUGGCUCUGAAGUUUCACCCGUUCGAGCAAGAAAACGUGGCCACUUAGACAGCGGGGGGCAAGUGGAGCACUCAGCUGCCAAGCUUUCAAAAAGGGGUCACCACCAUCAUCACAGUGGUAAUGGUUCCAGUAGCGGAGGAUCGAAACAUAAGCACCAUCAUCAACACAGACACCAUUCCAAAAGCUCGAAAAAGCACAGCGAAAUAUUAAAUGAUGCAAUUUUCCAAAAAUCACUUUCAGAUGCGAUUUCCAAGUCUCACAUGCAGGUGAAGCAGACCAGUGGUAAGAGCAUUCCCACAGUCACCUUAAAGCGUGCAGCCAAUGGAAGCGGUCCCCCGGUUUUUACACCGAUGCCCAACACGGCCAUGUUUGAUCCCUCGGCCCCGAUCCCAAUGUCAAUGCCGGAUGAGAUCUUUGAAGAUGAGGAAGACAGUGGUGCCUUUGUCGCUGGGAGCUUGCCAACUGGAGGUUCUUACGAUUCUGCUCGCUCCAGUCCUGAACCGGGAGAGAUAAACGAGAGCCCACCCCACCGCCCCAAACAGCCAGCAAAAGUCCCUGGCCUCAUGUCCCCGUCAAGCGGUUCGGACACUAAGCUGCACCGUGGUUACGGUUACCAUAGCAACAAUGAAAAGGAUUUUUCAUCUCCACCACCUUUAGUUCAGCGCUCGACUGUAAACUGAUUUAACAUUGCAGCGAUUUUUUUGUUCCCAAAAGGGAAUUAGUUGACUGCAGUUAAUUGUAAGGUAUUUAAGACCACAAAAAACUAUUAACUUAAAAAAUAUAAGAAAACAUUUUAUAUAUUUUGUAAAAACCUCCAACAAAAAAGUAAGACGAAAAAUCAACUAAAAAACGCUUGUAAUGAUACUGUAUGCUUUACUGAGAUUGUAAUUAUAUUAAUCUACAGUAGAAUGCUUGUACUGCCUUACUCAUAAAAAUGUUGUUUUUGUUAAAAAAAGCACAUUUUUCCUACAUCUACUGUUAACGGGCAUUUUUUUCAGUAACCUCAUAACUAUCUCCAAUGCAUGCUUGUAUAUAUGCUUAUGACUGCAGUCAUGACUUUCUUUGUUUCUGGGAUAUUUCGGUUUUGCCUAAAAAGCAGUGCUAUUAGUUAUACUGCGCAAAACGUAAUUUAAAAUAUGGAGAUCUUGUUAUUUUUUGAAAACCAUUUGUCAGAGUGACUUGCGCCGCUACUUUUUGUGCCCCCUGUACAUUGCAGAUUCCUUUUCUCUUCCGUUUUUGAAGGCUCAUUGUGUUAAGAUUGCAUUUUGCAUUCGAUCGCCAAGCACGUUCGAACUCCUCUGUUGGAUUCCAUUUUCGUUCUUUUGCUUUCUAAGUUGGGUUGCGACCAAUGAAUGCGUUGUUCUGAUGUACACACGCGACACGCUACAUAUGUCCAUAGGCAAUUGCAAAGAUAUGAAUAAAAUUUGCGUCUGAAAA
This is a messenger RNA of Ciona intestinalis (vase tunicate), 3918 nucleotides long. NCBI's taxonomy places the organism in Eukaryota, Metazoa, Chordata, Ascidiacea, Phlebobranchia, Cionidae. The record is from RefSeq and is a predicted model, not a curated record.